AUGGACAGCGAAUGGUUUCGAGGACAGGUCGUCUUCCUCACGGGGGCAACUGGGAAUCUCGGUGGAUGCCUGCUAUACAAGCUAGCCAUUCAACUUCCAACCGCGAAGAUCUUCGUGCUGGUGCGGGGAUCUGUCCAAAAGGCAAUUGAAGCAUGGGAGCAGUCGAUGCCAGAGCAAGUGGAGGAGAUUAUCGCCACUUGCAAGAUCCAAUUCUUCCUCGGUGACAUGACCCAGCCUAACCUCGGUCUCUCGCCCGCCAACCUAUCACGUUUACAAAAUGAGGUCACGGUGGUGAUCAAUACUGCUGGUGACAUUGCUCUCUCUCGAGAUCUCGCAGAGACUAUACCAGUUAAUUGCACUGCUCAUCUGACGCUAGCUACUCUACUAGACAGUUUCACUCAGCUGCAAUGUUUCCUCCACAUAUCAACUACAUAUGUCUCCAGUUUUCUCCCUGACGGCGUGGUCAAAGAGCAAAUAUACCCCCUGUACGAAGACCCGGCAAAGGAACUAGAGAAGAUUCUCGCCACAGGAAAAUCCUCUUAUACGAAACAAUUCGCGGCUCCCUACGCACUGGCCAAACACCUGGCUGAAUGUUUGCUUCUGGGUGGUGACCACAAAUUCCCCAUCCUCAUUGUGCGACCCUGUCUCAUAUCACCAGCUAUUGCGGAGCCCUACCCGCUCUACGGCAGCGAUGGCGCCAUACCCGUACAUUCCUUCCUGCAGAUACUCCUAGGAGACGCGGAAUAUGGACCUCUGAAGCUCGAGCAGACACUACCUUUCCAUGCAGCCUGCAAUGAGAUCCCAGUCGACCUCGUGGCUCGUACUUGUCUGGCUCAUGUUGCCCAAGGCACGACUGGUGUAGUCCACGCUAGCGCCGAUCUUUAUGUCUCCCGAUCGAUUGGGGACCUGCUCGAGCGGAUGCGCCGCCAUGCACCAGAGGGAGCAGCUGAUCAGGUACAAAAGGCUGGGAUUGACCACGGAGAGGUCACGGCUCCGGAGUUCUACACCAUGAUCCAGCAAUUUGCACGGGACUGGAAGAUUGAAUGUACGCGAUCUGCUCACCUACAGCAGGUGGUGGGUCCCUUGGGGCUUGACCUUGGCGAUCAUGACCCAGAGAUAUUCUUUAAACUUCGUAUCGAGCGGCUGGCUAAGACUCUUCUGGAAAAGUUGGAAAGUGCUAGCGUGGCAAGCAACAAGGUCUAUCCGAGUAUCUCAUGA
Molecule: messenger RNA, 1218 nt
Organism: Penicillium psychrosexuale
Lineage: Eukaryota; Fungi; Ascomycota; Eurotiomycetes; Eurotiales; Aspergillaceae
Exons: 1
Coding region: 1-1218 (405 amino acids)
Biological process (GO): long-chain fatty-acyl-CoA metabolic process
Cellular component (GO): peroxisome
Molecular function (GO): alcohol-forming very long-chain fatty acyl-CoA reductase (NADP+) activity
Source: RefSeq, a predicted model, not a curated record